AUGGUCAAAGACAGAGCUACAGUGAUCGACGAGUUCAAUGAUCUCGUCAACAUGACCCCGAACGAGCUUCGCGAUUGGCUCAAGAAAGAGCAAUCAAUUUCCGCGGGUUGGACGAAUGACUCUGGGGACGAGACCAUUGGCCAUGAAAGUGGCCGAAAAAUCGUGAAGAUCCUCGAGAAUAAUCCGGAUGGUGACCCCUCUGGAUAUUCGGCUCCAGAAAUCGACCACAUGCGAAAAGUCGUUUCUUAUUGCAAACGCCAUCUUGCGCAGGAAUCAGUUGCGAAGCAGGAUACAAACAGUAAGAGCUAUAGAUCUCUCAAAAAUUGGGGUCAUGAUGCUCUGAAGGAAUAG
Penicillium malachiteum is the source of this 351-nucleotide messenger RNA. RefSeq names its product DUF3140 domain-containing protein. The transcript has 3 exons. The record is from RefSeq and is a predicted model, not a curated record. Lineage: Eukaryota; Fungi; Ascomycota; Eurotiomycetes; Eurotiales; Aspergillaceae. The coding region runs from base 1 to 351 and encodes 116 amino acids.